Molecule: messenger RNA, 968 nt
Organism: Trichomonas vaginalis G3
Lineage: Eukaryota; Parabasalia; Trichomonadida; Trichomonadidae
Product: protein of unknown function, DUF4106 family
Exons: 1
Source: RefSeq, a predicted model, not a curated record
AUGAAUGACCCCACUAUGUUGCAACAAAUGUCAAGCAACCCUAUGCUUUUAAACCGAGUUUUUGGUGCACAGAGUGGAGGUUUAAGAGCGGCACUUUUAGCGAAAAUGGCAGGCUAUGGUGGAGCUGCAGACGGAACAGCCUAUAACCCUCAAAGUCAAAUGAAUUUGAGUUCACUCAAAAAUCAAAUAACAGAUGUCAAAAAGUCAAACAUAGACAUACAGAAACAAAUAAGUGAAAACGAAAAGAAACUAGAAUAUGACAGACACACAAAGAAACUCAAUGAGUUAAACGUAGAGAAAAAGAAGAAAGAAGAACAACUGAAAGAACUAAGUACAGAGGAAUAUGCGAAAAAAGUGUCAGAAAAAGCAGCAGAAGUAGCAAAAAUGGAACAAGAUGUUAUAAAUUUGAAAAACCAUACUACUCAAUAUAAAGUACUGAAAGAUGAAGAAAUAAAACAAAAAGCCCUGAAGACAUAUAUGGAUAGCGAUGAGUAUAAAAAAGAAGUUGAAGCAAAUGUAAAGGCAGAAAAACUUUUACAGUUGCAAAACCAAACCGUACAGUAUGAAAACUUAGCACAAGAAAGUAAAAAUAACGACGCAGCCAUGCAAAAGGCAAUGAAAAGCGCAGAAUAUAUAAAAGCUAAUAAUGACUGGUUAGAUGCCCAAGCCAACGCUAAAGCAGCCCAACUUAUAGGGUCAAUAAGGACAAAAAUACAAGCGGAUGAAGACAGUUCAAAUGAAGCUUUAAUGAAUGCUGACUUUAAGAAUGCCUUCGAAGCUCUUCAUAGUAAGGUGAAACUAGUGAACGACUUCUCAUCUGGAAAGAAACUGAAGUCUGAAGGUUUCGACAAAGAGUUAAGAGAAGUAGCACAAAAUAUGACGAAAAUAACAGAUGCAGCAACGAGACAGGCAGUUCAAAGUGCCUAUGACGCCGUUAGAGCAACUGUUGUGGAAAGUCAAGAAAAAGA